CACCUGGAACCUUUAGCUGCCGGCUUGGUCCAAUCAAAGAGCCGCUUGCUGUCACGCAGUAUCCUGCAGCUCAGACAGCAGGUAUCAGCGAGGCGGGAUCAUCUCCAGGAGGAGCUUAAGUGGCUGCAGGACUUUGAAAAAAAUCUGGAGUCUCUGGAGAUGACUCUGGAGGAUUGGCAGCGGCGGCUGGAGAGCGGAGCUCAGACAGACCAGUUUGGCCUCCUGGAGCUGAGUGGCUUGUCUGCUGACCUGGACGUGCUGAAUGAGCGGAGCUGCAGCCUGACUCUGGGUGGUGCUGCAGCACACCGCCUGCAACGACUCAACCGCUGCUGGGCUGAGACGGCCACGAGAGCAGAGGAGGCCUGCAGUGAGAUACAGACAGAGGAACUGAGGCAGAAGCCUUUUGAGCAGAAGUGUGAGAGGUGGAUGGCGUUCCUGCAGAGGAUGGAGGACAGUCUGGCUGUAGAUAUCACUGGUUCUUACAUUGGUCUCAGGCAGCAGCUCUGUACGCACAAGAGGUUUCAGGCAGAGCUUGCCAUCGGUCAACAGAUUCUGCAUUCUGUCAUCACUGAUGCUCUUCAUCUCCUGCAGAAAGGGGAGGUGGAGGACAGGAGUGACUUCAUCCUGAAGCUGGCCCAACUCAGGGAGCACUGGCAGGGGGCGGUGCAGAGGGCUGACCAGCGUUGCUCUCUAGUGGAGGGUCUGGUGAGGCGUUGGCAUCUGUACAGCCGCAGCCUGAGGAAGCUGCAGAAGUUCCUGUCAGAAACACAGAACCUCAUCCCAGUCAGUGGACUGGCCCACUGCAGCCUCCAACAGCUGAGACGAUCUCUGCAGGACCUGCAGCACACGGAGCUGCUGUUCCAGAGGUAUCAGAGCACCUUCAUCCAAACUCUGGAGGUCGGCCGACAGCUCUUCUCUAUGGGAGGUCAGGAUACUCAAACUCAGCUGCAGCUGGACCUGGGAACACUGCAGGAGGAGUGGGAGAACCUUCACAAUCUGCUGGCCAAAAGAAUGGAUCUCACAGAGGCCAUCAUUAAGAAUUGGGACCACUGUGUGGCUGGAAUAGCAGACAGCAUGUUGCACCUAAAGCAGAUGAAGACCAAGCUGAACCAGUCCAUGCCAGAAUGUGAUGCUGACCUGCAGUGUGCAUCGAGAAACGAUGAGGAGAACGAGGACUCCCUGGAGGACUGGGCUGAGAGCCUGACGAAGCUGAGCAACAUGAAGACAGAUCUGUCCCAGUACAUCAUUGCUGAUGAUGUCCUGCUGCUGCAGGAGCAGGUGGAGCACCUGCACUGCCAGUGGGAGGAACUCUGCUUCAAGGUGUCUCUGCGGAAACAGGAGAUUGCUGACCGUCUCAAUGCAUGGAUCAUCUUCAAUGAGAAGAACAAAGAGCUGUGUGAGUGGCUCACACAGAUGGAGAACAAGGUGGCUCACACCUCUGACCUCAACAUUGAAGAAAUGGUGGAAAAACUAAAGAAGGACUGCAUGGAGGAAAUCAACCUGUUCAGUGAGAAUAAGACUCACCUGAAGCAGCUUGGAGAGCAGCUCAUCACAGCCAGCAACAAGACCAAGGAGACGGAGAUCAACGAUAAGCUUAAAGACGUCAACGACCGUUGGCAGCAUCUGUUUGACCACAUAGAGGCCAGGGUGAGGAAGCUGAAGGAGACAUUGGUCACAGUUCAGCAGCUUGACAAGAACAUGAGUAACCUGCGUACAUGGCUGUCCUGCAUUGAGGCAGAGCUGGCCAGGCCCGUGGUCUACACCGUGUGCCACAAUAAGGAGAUCCACAAGAAGCUUGCUGAACAGCAGGAUCUGCAAAGAGACAUUGAGCAGCACUCUGAGAGUGUGGCGUCGGUGUUAACGCUGUGUGAUGUCCUGCUCCAUGAUGCCGAUGCAUGUGGCAGUGACUCAGAGAAUGACUCGAUCCAACAGACCACUCACAGCCUGGACCGGCGAUGGAGGAACAUUUGUGCCAUGUCCAUGGAGCGGAGGAUGAGGAUUGAAGAGACUUGGCGUCUUUGGUGUAAGUUCCUGGAUGAUUAUUCUCAUUUUGAAGACUGGCUGAAGACAGCUGAGCUCACUGCAGCCAACCCUGAUUCUUCUAAUGUCAUCUAUACCUUUGCCAAAGAAGAGCUCAAAAAGUUUGAGGCAUUCCAGCGGCAGGUUCAUGAGCGCCUAACUCAACUGGAGCUGGUCAACAAACAAUAUCGCCGUCUGGCCCGAGAGAACCGCACUGAUGCUGCCUGCAAGCUGAAACUCUUAGUUCAUGAUGGAAACCAGCGAUGGGACUCUUUGCAGAGAAGGGUGGCAGCUGUACUCCGUAGACUAAAGCACUUUACCUCUCAAAGAGAAGACUUUGAAGGAACUCGUGAAGGGAUCCUGGUCUGGCUUACGGAGAUGGACCUUCAGCUCACCAAUGUGGAGCACUUCUCAGAGAGUGACAUCGAAGACAAGAUGAGGCAACUGAGGGGCUUCAAGCAGGAGAUCACCCUAAACACCAACAAGAUUGAUGCUCUGAUUGUUUUUGGGGAGAAUUUAAUCCAGAAGAGUGCUCCUCUGGAUGCUGUGCUGAUCGAGGAUGAGCUAGAGGAGCUGCACUCCUACUGCCAGGAGGUGUUCGGCAGGGUCGCUCGCUUCCAUCACCGCCUCAUCAACAGAAGACCGGUUCUGAAUGAGGACCGGGAGAUGUCAGACCAAGACACAGACCUGGACCAAUCCUCCAAUGUGACCAACAUGAGUUCCUGGACAGAGGAGAGGAGAAAGAAGGAGGAUGAAUCUCCAUCCUUGGGUGGAGUCUCAGCUGGACAGCAGGCCAUGUCCCACCUGCUGGUACCUCCUCCAGAGCGGUCAGGAAGAGAAACCCCUGUCAGUGUGGACUCCCUUCCCCUGGAGUGGGACCACACAGUCGAUGUAGGAGGGUCAUCAUCGCAUGAGGACGAAGAGGACAACCCAUUCUUCAGUGCUUUGUCAGUGAAGUCCGUUACGGAGCAGCCCAGCUGGCACCAGCCCGGCUGUCCGGAAAGGAGAGAGGUGCCCAGAGAAAUCCUCUGCGGUCUGAGCACCGCCCCAACUUACAACAGCAGCCCUUCGUUUCAUCAGGGAGGCUACGCUAAGUUCAUGUCAGACUGCAGUGGGAGCAUUAACAGUGUGAAGAGAGUAAAACUGAUCCUCAAUGAUGACCUGGAAGUCGAGGAGGCAUGUCUGACCAACAGCAUAGUGAACAGGCAGACCAGCACAGGUGUAAUUGAGCGCUGGGAGUUGCAGCAAGCCCAAAAACUCAGCGGCGAGACAAACAUCAAGCAUGACCUGGAGCACUGGCACAAACUCAACUCUGACCUGUGUGAUAUCACUUCCUGGCUGGGCAGGGUGCUGCCAGAGCUGGAGAGGCUGCAGCGCAUUGUUCCGUCCACCAGCAUCCGAGACAUCGAGGUCAACAUCAAGAAACUCAAAGAGAUGCAGAGGACCUUUAAGAGCUACAAGUGUCUGAUGAUCUCUGUAAACUUGAGCAGCCAUCACUUCCUUCGGGCCGAAAGUGAUGAGCUGCAGGAGGCUCUGAGCUCAGCCAAUCACAGCUGGAUACAGGCCUGUAGCACUCUGGAGAGCUGGGAGAGGAAGCUGCACUCUGCUCUCAUGCAAUGUCAGGAGUUUCAUGAAGCUCUGCACUCGCUGCUACUGUUGCUGUCUCAGGCUGAGAACAAACUGCAUGCUGUCAACAUCUAUAAGCAGUCAUCUCCACGGUGGAUCCUGCUGCAGCAGCGAGACAUGCUGAUGGCUCUGCAGGAGGAGCUGUACAGCAGACAAAGUCAGGUUUCAGCUUUGCAGGAGAUCUCCUCCCAGCUCAUGUUGGAGGCCACCUUUGAAGAAAGUGUGGAGGCCAAGGAGAAAGUUCAUGUCAUCGGCAACAAGCUUCAUCUAUUGCUGUGGCAGGUAGCUGCAGCCCUAUGUUCACUGCAGAAAAUGCUGGAGGAGGCUGAUUCACAGGCAGCUACACUCACACAGCCAUCACCUUUCAGGGAAGAGAGAACGGAUCAGACACCCCACCGACCUUUUUUCUACCGGGUGUUACGAGCUGCCUUCCCCCUCCAUCUGCUCUUCCUGGUGCUGCUGUUCCUGGUCUGCCUGGUGCCGUUAUCUGAUGAAGAUUACAGCUGCACACUGUCCAACAACUUUGCCCGUUCCUUCUACCCAAUGCUGCGCUACACCAAUGGCCCCCCGCCCACGUAAACGCUGUCACAAUCUACGCUUGUGUUGUGGAUCUCAGCCAGACCCGAGGCUAAAAUCUUUAUACAGACUCCUUACUGGGUCAUGGUUAGAACUACCACUCUACAAAAACCGACUGUGGGAUGUGUGUACUUUUUUUACUAAAUGUUCCCUCUGGAUUUAAAAAUAUUUAUUAAUUAUUUUAAUUUGAAGCCAUUUAACUGGGUUGGGUUUUAAUCUUUUUAAAUUGACAUUUUUCCACCUGAGGUCCUUGCUGCAGUAUGCUGUGUGAAGCAAAUAAAGUCACAAGUGUUGUUAGAAUAUUUAUAAGUUUCACACCCACCCAUUUUAGUGGUGUGUGGAAAAUGGACAAAGAACUGUAAUUAUCAAAGUAUCAGCAGAGGAAGGAACCAGCCAUUUUCUACCACUGCUAUUCUUCCACAGAAUGUAUUCAGAAAGCAGAAACCUUUUCAUGACUUGUCUUUUUACAGUGUUAAAUAGAUAGUUUUUUUUUUUGUUUAUAAUAGUUCUGUUUGAGGUCCUACCAUGUGAUGUAAAGGUAUGUAACAUAGCUGAUGUGUUAUUAAAUGCAGGUAAUCAUGUAAAAAAAACAAAACUAAUGAUAUAGGAGGAAGCCACUGGGUGUUUCUAAAUGUGGGACUGGAUCUUAAUGGUAUCAAUUUUAAAGCCAUUGCAAUAUUUUCCUUUAAAAAUAGAAAAAAAUGAAUCUACUGCUAGAAGUGCACACACAGGCAUUGAUGUGCCCUUCUAAGCUGUCUGAAGUCAUUUAGAUUGAAGUGUUUGACAAUCAAAAAGUUGAAGCAUUCUGCUUUGCCCAUAGUUCAGUUUGUAGACAACUUCAUUCAAAUUUGUUAAAUUCUGCUCCAAUUUAUUGUCUGCUUUAGUAAACAUAUACGCUCCCACCUUUGUAGCAACUGUCAGGUUGAAUCUUGAAGGGUGCCUACCUCCUCGUGCCACACGGUGCUUUGUGUGUCUGUGUGUGUGUGUUGGGGGGGUACUGUAAGAUUGUGGGCUACUGGGGUAUAAAAUCAAGAGCUGACCCUCAGUACAAAGUCGAGCCAAUUUUUGAUGCCUGUUGAGCUUGGGAUUGUGUUUAAGAACAGGAUUGUGUAGAGUCUGAGGCCAUUGUUCUCAAUGUGCAAAAAGUGGGAAUGCCUCCUCAGGGGUCUGGGAUCAAACAACAGGAAGGGUUUAGGUUUGUUGGUGGCUUGUCCCUGACAGGACUGAGCAGGAGAUGGAUCGGGUCUUCUUUUGCAGUAAUGAGGCCAUGUAUCCAGACUGUUGUGGUGAAGAGGGUUUUGAGCUGAAAAGUGAAGCUCUCAAUUUUCUACAUUUACAUUGCAGCCAUCAACUAGAAGUUAUAGUCAGACCUGAAAAAGGCGAUCCCAGACACCACCAGCUGAAACCAGCAUCCUCUGUAGGGAGGAUGGACUCAACCUUUGAAAUAAAUUGAGAAGCUCCAUCAUCUGGGGGGAGCUCAGAGUAGAGCUGAUGCUGCUGCUCCUCCACAUCUAACAUGUUUGUUGAGAAGAAUUAGACAUUUGAUAAGGAUGUUUUCUGGACAUUUCCCUGGCACAUCUCUCUUCAAGACCACAGGGCAGACCUAAAACUGGAUAUGGGUGUCCUUACUACCGUUGAAGCCCAAUGAGUGAAAAUGGACAGAUCAUUUGAGGUCAUGAGUGUAAGCUAGAAGCUAGAUAAGCUCUUUUCUUGUCAAUUUCCUAUUGUACAGAGUCAUGAUGGUCAAGUGAUGAGACAAACUUUCCUUGGUUUCUUUUUGAGGUAGGUAAGUCUUGGAGCUCACAAUAUUAAAACAAUAUUUCUCAUUUCUGUUAGUCGCUAACAAUGCUAAUCUUAACAUCUGCUUCAUGUCGGCACCAAACUAAAGUGUUGUUUCACAUUUUUUCAAUAAGUCUGGAAUGAAUCUGAUCACAUCUGAACUUUCCUAGUAAUAUUGCCCACUUAAAGUGCUUUCACACCAGAGCCACAUUUAUAACACACACAUUCAUACUCCUUGCCCAGGGGCACAUGUGCUGGGGAACAACGCUAGAAAUAAACCCAUAGCUUUCUGAUUGCAAGUCAACUUCCCAUUCAACCAUAGUUGCCCCACAUCCUCUUGUCUUGCAGCUAAUUUCUUUUAGCUCAGUUAUACCUGUCAUAACCAGUGCACAAUAACCCUACAGACAGCUAUGUAACAGGAUGGGGUUUACCUGUUCUGGCUGUGAAAAACGAAUGAAACGGACCUGACAGUGGUUCUUUAGAGCAAAGCAGAACCCUGGAGAACAAGUUGAAUGUAAUAAGUUAAAUGUUGCUAUGAAAAUAAAAAAAGAUCUCUAAAUGUACAAAUCGGAUCAGAAAUGUCAAAGAGAGAUUCUGUAAAUGUGUAUUGAUGGUUCUGUAUGUUACCUUAGCAUCACACCAAAGACUAACAGAAUAGAAACAGACAAAAAAGAAGUGUAUAAAGUUUGUUUAUUUUAGGAUCUUUUAUUAUAGGAUGCAGAGAUUGUCAUUUUUUGCCCGAUAAACUGUGCUGAUGUUUGCAGUGUUUCUGGGUUUUAACAAAAGUCUUCCUGACUGACAUUAACAUCCGAUCUGACAUAUAAACAGCAAUGCUUUAAGCAUCUGAUCUGGUCAUAUUGGUUCAUGCAUGUGCAAGCUACAGACAAGAUAGAAAGGAUAGUACAGGAGUUAGAUUACCAGGCACCAAGGCUGAAUUUACACUCAUUUCACAUUUCAUGGAUGGAUAUUCAAAAAGCACCUUAAUGUUACAUAUUCAGUUUGUUUGAGAAGAUCAGAACAAACAGAUUCGAAGUUACAACACAGGAAACAAUGACUGUUCAGUAGACACAUUAUCCACCUCACACUGAACCCACAACAAUGGUUUUACAGGUGUCUGAGCUAUUAGUUUAUGAACAACUAAUGUUUUCAUACCCUAUUUCUAAAGGCCUACUACAAUAAACUUCAUUUUUAAAUUAAA
Girardinichthys multiradiatus is the source of this 7198-nucleotide messenger RNA. Its product is annotated as nesprin-2-like. Gene Ontology annotation, cellular component: membrane. The record is from RefSeq and is a predicted model, not a curated record. NCBI's taxonomy places the organism in Eukaryota, Metazoa, Chordata, Actinopteri, Cyprinodontiformes, Goodeidae. Bases 160 to 4224 code for a protein of 1354 amino acids. The transcript is spliced from 26 exons. Gene Ontology annotation, molecular function: protein binding.